AUGAGAGCACGUCUGGUUGCGUGGGGCUUCUUCAGAGCUCAACAGCGAGCUUUCUCGACAACACCGAGACGGCUAGAGAGCUAUGGCUUCAUCGGUUUAGGUCAAAUGGGUUACCAAAUGGCCAAAAAUCUCCAGUCGAAACUUUCUCCCAGUGAUUCAGUCAGACUAUUCGAUAUCAAUAUCAAUGCUACGAAACGUCUAGCUGAAGAGAUGAAAGUUUCUCAAACUGGUGGUGCUGCUGUUGAAGUCUCGCGCAAUGCAAACGAUGCUGCAAGAGAGUCGGAUAUAGUAAUAACGGUGCUGCCUGAACCAUCUCACGUAAAGAGCGUGUACCGCGAGAUAUUGUCUCCAGACUUACCUGGGAAAGCUAGGGUGUAUAUCGACUGUUCAACCAUUGAUCCUUCGUCAUCCCGAGAGGUUGCAAGGUGGGUUGCAGAUGCAAACCAGGGCCAAUUUGUGGAUGCUCCCAUGUCAGGCGGCGUUGUAGGUGCUACUGCAGGCACUUUAACCUUUAUGCUGGGCGCCCCUGACGCUUUGGUGCCAAGGUUAGAACCAUUACUAUUGCGAAUGGGGAAACGAGUAUUGCAUUGCGGCGCCCAGGGUAAUGGACUUAGCGCAAAACUAGCCAAUAACUACCUGCUGGCGAUCAACAACAUCGCAACGGCUGAAGCGAUGAAUCUCGGUAUCAAAUGGGGACUCGAUCCUAAGACAUUGGCGAAUAUCAUCAAUGUUAGCACUGGUAGGUGCUGGCCCAGCGAAGUCAACAAUCCGGUAAAGGGAGUAGUUGAAGGUGCGCCGGCUAGCCGUGACUACUCCGGUGGGUUUGGCAUUAGUCUGAUGAAGAAAGAUUUGAAGCUCGCCAUCGUAGCUGCAAAGGAAGCCGAUGCAAAGUUGGAACUCGGUGACCGAGCAAGGCAAGUCUACGAAGAAGCGGAACAAGUAGGAUCGUGCAGAGGAAGGGACUUUUCCGUCAUUUAUAGAUUCCUCGGCGGUAAGGAAUGAGAUAUAUCUAUAUGUAAUUGAAAUACUUAUAUUCCAUGAAAAUUCGUCAGAUUUCAGGUCUCUAAACUUUCGGCGGCUAUACUGGAAAUAUGAAUAUUUUGACACGAGUAAGGUUAAUUAUAAGUAGAAUGCGGCUAUGUGUUCUGGGCCCGAGAUCUGCGUGGCGCCGUGGUAGCGUCCCGGAUGAGGUCUCUUCCGCCUCUAAUGCGGAUCGAUCUAAUAUCUUAUAUCUACAUCAUCUAGAUUUCCAUUGGACCUUGUCAACGAUAUGAUACGUCACAGCUGGUAACUCCAAGCGCUUGUUCAAAUUACCGAAGCGAUUAUUCAGACUAAUAGGCUUAGCUAGGCAGGUAGUACGAUCUUUCCAACUGAAAUUCUUUGUAUCUUGGGACUUGGCAACUGGACAAAGAUUCGUUUGCUCGGUUGGCGUACCGAGCUGGGCAUCGGGGUUCUAGAAGCCCACUUAAGGGCCUGUCAGAUCGUUAAGCGACGUCUACCCUUCCUGGCCUAUAAUCUUCGUCUUUACCGCAUUUAGUAACCUCCUCGCGGACACUAUUCGAUCUCUUUCCGCACCGGGUCCUCGCGCCAUUCCCCGUAUUCGUGAUUCGGUUCGCCCAUCGAUGAUGCCGAGAUAUCAGAUUACCCUGUCACGAUGGAGAC
Annulohypoxylon truncatum is the source of this 1662-nucleotide messenger RNA. Its product is annotated as putative 3-hydroxyisobutyrate dehydrogenase G6G8.5. Gene Ontology annotation, molecular function: NAD binding; NADP binding; 3-hydroxyisobutyrate dehydrogenase activity. The record is from RefSeq and is a predicted model, not a curated record. The transcript has 3 exons. Gene Ontology annotation, cellular component: mitochondrion. Bases 1 to 1002 code for a protein of 333 amino acids. Gene Ontology annotation, biological process: L-valine catabolic process. NCBI's taxonomy places the organism in Eukaryota, Fungi, Ascomycota, Sordariomycetes, Xylariales, Hypoxylaceae.